Exophiala xenobiotica is the source of this 1227-nucleotide messenger RNA. RefSeq lists its product as hypothetical. The coding region runs from base 229 to 1104 and encodes 291 amino acids. The transcript has a single exon. Gene Ontology annotation, molecular function: hydrolase activity. The record is from RefSeq and is a predicted model, not a curated record. Lineage: Eukaryota; Fungi; Ascomycota; Eurotiomycetes; Chaetothyriales; Herpotrichiellaceae.
AUGGCAAUGAUCAAGCAAGAGUUCUUUUAACCCUCCUCAGAGGCCAGUAUCAAGUCUUCUACGGUGUAGAGGCGACGCUCAUCCUGGAACACGAGCCGCUGCUCCCCCAUUUCCGAUCAAUAAACUCCCUUUGUAUCCAGCUUCCCAAGAUGGCAGUACCGGACCAGACCAUCAUUUACAAGAGGCUCGGCUCUCUCGAGAUCCCUAUGGAUCUCUACCUGCCAAAGAAUGCACACAAGGCGCCUAUCUUGCUAUGGUUCCAUGGUGGCGGGCUGCUGUAGGGCCUCUUCCAUCACCUCUGGAUUUCCUUCUCCAAGAAAUAAUUGCAGAACUCAGCUGACCGAGCUUCUUAGGCUGGGACGACGCGAUCUCCUCGCGCCGCACAUGCGCAAUGGUGUCCACACCCACGGCUAUGCCUGCGUCUCGGCCGACUACCGUCUCUGUCCGCAGGUCAGCGUCGAGGAAGUCUUCAAAGAUGUCCAAGACUGCAUCAAGUUCAUCCGGACGGAGCUUCCCUCACACGUUCCCGAAGGCGCCUUGGACGUGUCUCGGCUAGCAGUCUCCGGCAGCUCUGCGGGCGGCUUUCUGACCCUCCUGGCGGGCCUCUACGUGGAGCCGAAGCCUCAGGUCCUCAUACCGAUCUACCCGAUCACAGACCCUCUGGGCGUCUUUUUCACCAAUCCCCAACCUGCACCACCGGGCCGCUAUGCUGCUUCGAAGGAGGAAAUGGCGGAGUUCCUUGAUACCACAGCCGAGCCGGUCACCAGCGCCGCCAAAGUCCCCCACCCUCGAGCCCACAUGUAUGUCUACAUGCUACGAGCGGCGAAUUUGGCCGAGCUAUGGGGGAUUCCGGACGCCAAAAGUGCCGCCCCGUACAGGAUCUCGCGCAACAUCCAGAAGCACCGUUUACCGCCGGCUUACGUGAUACACGGAGACAUGGAUACCGCGGUAGGUGUCGAGCAGGCGGAUGAAGUUGUUGGCGCCAUGCUGGGCUGCGGGUUGACUGUAGAGUACGAACGUCCGCAUGGAAAGGACCAUUUUCUGGACAACGGAGACGACUAUGAAAACUCGGCGAUGUAUGCUUUCAUGAAGAAAUACCUAUGAGUACUAGGAUUCGCAAGUAGGGCCGAUGGAAUUCACAUAAACUGGCUAGUAUUUUGAAGAGAGUCCCAUUUUAUGGUGUCGGUUUUGGGCUCUUGUCUUUACUGUCGGUCCUGUCAACAUGAC